Molecule: messenger RNA, 930 nt
Organism: Parnassius apollo (apollo)
Lineage: Eukaryota; Metazoa; Arthropoda; Insecta; Lepidoptera; Papilionidae
Source: the annotation of a GenBank genome assembly
AUGUGGAAGUGCUCUUUAAUUUUAGUGGUUUUUGUUAUAACUUUCGCUAAUUCCGAGGAGGAUGCAGCACAAGAUGGACGAGGAGAGUUUGCAAAGAAUUUCUUUGGCGGGUUGUGGGGAAACCGUCCUCCGAUCAUGGAAAAGUAUCACCCUAACCCAACAUGUACUUGCAAAUGCGGUGAGAGGAAUGAAGUAUCACGUAUCGUUGGCGGUACAGAAGCUAGCAACGAUGAGUUCCCUUGGAUGGCCAAAUUGAUUUACUUCAAACGUUUCUAUUGUGGUGGAAUGCUAAUUAACGAUCGAUAUGUACUGUCUGCUGCGCAUUGUGUCAAAGGCUUUAUGUGGUUCAUGAUAAAAGUGACAUUCGGCGAGCACAACCGUUGCAAUGCGACAGUCCGUCCUGAGACAAGAUUCGUGAUACGAGUCAUCGCCAAUAAGUUCACCCUCACGAAUUUCGACAAUGACAUAGCGCUGCUUCGACUUAACGAACGGGUCCCGAUGUCUGAUGCCAUAAAGCCUAUUUGCUUGCCCACAGAUAAAACUAAGCUCUAUGUCGGAGUCAAAGCAGUAGCAUCAGGCUGGGGCACCCUUAGUGAAGAAGGCAAGGUCUCAUGUACUCUCCAAGAGGUAGAGGUUCCGGUAAUGAGUAAUGAAGACUGUCGUAAAACAAAGUAUACGGCGUCAAUGAUCACAGACAAUAUGCUGUGUGCUGGUUAUCCGAAGACUGGACAAAAGGACUCGUGUCAGGGCGACAGCGGCGGGCCACUUAUUACUGAGAGAAAGCAUGACAAACGCUACGAAUUAAUAGGCGUGGUGUCGUGGGGCAACGGUUGCGCUAGAGUCGGAUAUCCAGGCGUCUAUACCCGGGUCACCAAUUACUUAGAUUGGAUCAAGGAGAACACUCAAGACGCUUGUUAUUGUACAAGUUAA